AUUCCCCAUAAGGCAAAUCUCCAUUGCAGCUCUGUACCAACAGGAGACCAUUCCCUAUCCUAUAUGCACCAGCUCCCCAGGAGAAAGCCCAGAGACCAGUCCUUGGAACAGAUGGCAAGGGACAGCUCUGACCACCUUGAGGAUAUGGUCCAAAGGCCAAGCAGAAUAACAAGAGAAGAUUCUUUCCUACUUGCCUUGGUCAGAAGAGAAUUCAAGUCACAGCCUUUCAGUUCCAGCCUGUUAGACAAACUUCAGAAAGAGCUGGAGACCCUGGACCCCAUCUCCUCUGGGUUUCUCCACCAGUCUCAGCUGAGCCGCCUCUUCCUGAGGCACCAAGUCCCUCUGCAGUUACCAACAGUCAAACUCCUUUGUCAAAGAUUUUCUAGAAAGAGUUCUCCUGAAAUGGUGAAUUAUGGAAAGCUUCUCUGGUUUUUAAAAGGUGCAACUUCAACUGGUUUACAGCAAAAUGAAACAGCUGUGGACAGCAACUUCAGGAAAACUCCAAGUUAUAGCGAGCAUAGACAAAGUGCCCCACCUCAAGGCUCCAGCUCACAAAUGUGCAGCAAAUUGAGGCCCAAGGGACAUUUGACACAGGAAGCCACAGGACACAGUCUCACCCCAAGUUCCUUGCUCUUAGAGAAGUUUGGGAAAAGCCAGGUCGGAGCUAUAUGUGGGAAGCACGGAUUAUAUCUAACCUUGAGCCUGCUGGAAACACUGCUUAACCACCAAGAUUUAGGUUACCAAGGUGAAAUUAAAUGGCAGAAUUUUGUUAAGUGGCUGGACAGGGCUUCUUCUCAUUUGUUGUCUGAGUUGCCUACAGGGAAGAAUGGAAAGAGAGCUCCAGAGAAGCUUGAGGUCCCUGAGAGCUCCCAAGGCAAAACUGAACAUGUGAAAACUCCAGAAGAGAAUCCGUGGCCAGAAAACUGUGCUGCUUUGACAUCAGCCCCUCAAGAUCCCGUGAACUCUUUGAAGGUCAGGCCAGUCUCCCAACCUUAUGAGAGUCCAGCUGUGAUUAAAGAGCCCGAACAACAUGAGAUGUGGAUAGACAGGUUCAGAAAGCUGGAAAAUGCGCUGUACUUGUGUGAUCUGAACAACACAGGGGUUCUGGAGAAGGAGAGAGCCAGACGCCUCAUUCAAAACUACAAUCUCAUGUACAGCCUGUCUCUGAGUCCUCGGAAAAUCGACCAGGCCUUGCGGAAAUUCCGUUCAGGAGAAAACUUGCUCUUAGAGCCAGCUCUGCGGUACUUAAAGGAGCUGUGAGAACAAGUCCAUAUUGUGAGAGCAGAAGCUUCCCUCAUUUCCCUUGUGACCCAGACUUGGGCUUCUCCUCAGCCUGAGUUCAGUGUUGUCAGAGUUGAGGCAGAUGUAGUUCUUCUAAAUGCUUUUGACUUAGACUUGAUACCUGGCUAUAGUCCUUCCUCAUGAAUGGUUCAAAGUAGAGAAACCAGGUUUUCUCUUCUACAUAGCAAGAACACAAUUACUUAAAGUGCCCUUCUACGCUAACAGUGAUUAUUAUUAAUGUUUGAUAUUUUUCUACAUUGCUAGCAAACUGUCCUUAAAACCACAUAAAUUCACAUAGAAAAGGCAUACUAGAUGCUAUUGACUCCCUGGAAUGUCUGGUACAGAGUAGAUGACAUUAAUAUAUCUUAAACAUGCUGGAUUUUGUUAUCCCCCAGAAUGUUUGGCUACAUAAUAGACCUUAAUGCAUCUUUUUGUCUUGGUUUGGAUCUGAGACAGGUCUCACUUUUAGCCCAGACUGGCCUUCAAAUCCUAAUCCUCCUGCCUCAGAUUCCCAAGUGCUUCAGUUAAUCAUUUCUUAUGUGGGUAAAUAAUCCCUUAAACUAUUCAUUAUUCUAGGGAGAAUUUUCACUAUAAGGAAAAUGAAAGAUUUAACACUUUUUUAAUAGUAAGGAAGACACUAAUUCCAAGUGAGAUUUUCUAUGUAAGCCCAGUAACUUCACCAGUACAAAACUAGACAAUGUGAACAAUAUCUCCGGAGAUAUUUCCCAGAGGAGUUUUAAGGAAGGACACCUCAGACAAGAUUCAGAAUGCUCUCAAGACAGGAGAACCUGGAGAAAGUUUCUACAGGCAACCUGGAUGUUGACUUUCAGCUAGUAUGGGAGACAGGCUAAAUGAGGUAGGACAGGGGACAAUCAAUAGAAUCAAAAAUUUG
This is a messenger RNA of Nannospalax galili (Upper Galilee mountains blind mole rat), 2173 nucleotides long. It is a transcript of the gene CUNH1orf87, whose product is annotated as chromosome unknown C1orf87 homolog. The transcript is spliced from 10 exons. NCBI's taxonomy places the organism in Eukaryota, Metazoa, Chordata, Mammalia, Rodentia, Spalacidae. The annotation marks the transcript as partial. The record is from RefSeq and is a predicted model, not a curated record.